CCAGACCAAACAGUAUACGUCGGUCUGGCAAAUGGGUUCGCCUCCUUUUAUAGUCAUUGUAGUGCCUGUUAUUAAUGUUUUCGUGAUCCAACGCGAUGCAACCGUACCUCCACAUGGCGAGUGUGUUCCAAACUCCGUUCUUCCGGAUGUGACCAACCUGACCCUGGUAUCAACCGAGAACACAUCGUUCACGGUGUCCUGGGAGCGUCCCAAGGAUGACUUCGACUAUUAUCGAGUCGAGGUCACCGGCAGCAGCAACGACGACUCUGAUGACGGACCGUAUCGCGUCGGUUCGUGCGCGAACGGCUCCAUCGUCGAUGCACACAAGACGCAAGUCACCUGCGACCACAUUGAACCCUGCUCCAACGUCACCUUCAGAAUACGCACCUACGCAAAAGGACCACCUGAGAGGGCAUCUCCGGGUGUUGCGAUGGAUGGCAUCUUCGUUCCUGGGCAAGGCCCAGGCACUCCGAGCAAUGUGCUCAUAUCUUGGUCGACGCCAUCGCUAAGUCGGCUACAUUGGAGACACCCUGACGAUGUAUCUGGCAACAUCCAGGGAUACAGGGUGAGGAUAUGCCAACGGUACCGGUCGUGUGACGUCGAGCAGGAAAUGGCCGGUUGCGAGGAGCAUCCCACGUCAAGCAACGAGUUGCACUUGGAUACAACGCGAGGGACACAGUACUGCGUCCUGGUGAGCGCAAGAGUGCGGUGCGGGGGACAAGUUAUCAUGGGCCAUCCAGUUGUUGCGGAGGUCAUGGCGCCCUUGUCUGCCUUUCCACGUGUGACCAACCUAACCCUGGUAUCGGCUGGGAACAAAUCCUUCACGGUGUCCUGGAAGCGACCCCAGGAAAAGUUCGACUAUUACCGCGUCGAGGUCAGCGGCAGCGGCGGCGUCGUUAAUGUCGGUUCGUGCGCAAAGGGCACCAUGAUCGACGCGAAGGAGACGCGGGUCACCUGCGACAACGUCGAGGACUGCAGCGAUGUCACCUUCAAAAUACGUGCCUACAACAGAGGGCCACCUGAGCGUGGAUCGUUUAAUGCAGCCUUCAAGGACGUCUUCAUACCCGGCCAAGCCGCAGACUCACCGAACAACGUGCGCAUACUCGGGAUAUCGCCAUCUCUGAGCCGGCUGCAGUGGGAACCACCGGAGAACAUAUCUGACAGUCUUCGUGACUACACCGUGAGAAUAUGUCGCUGGUACUGGCCGUGUGACGCGAAGCCCGACUUGACCGGUUGCGUCGAGCAUCGCACGUCGAACAACUGGCUUGACUUCGAGACAACGGAAGGAACAUUUUACUGCGUCCAGGUGAAGGCAAACACACGGUGUGGUGAUCAAGUCAUCAUGGGUCUUCCAGCCCCGAAAGAGGUCAUGGCGCCCUUCCUUGGAGAAAAAGCGCAUAAAUAA
This is a messenger RNA of Rhipicephalus sanguineus (brown dog tick), 1405 nucleotides long. RefSeq names its product receptor-type tyrosine-protein phosphatase S-like. The transcript has 6 exons. The record is from RefSeq and is a predicted model, not a curated record. NCBI's taxonomy places the organism in Eukaryota, Metazoa, Arthropoda, Arachnida, Ixodida, Ixodidae. The coding region runs from base 32 to 1405 and encodes 457 amino acids. Gene Ontology annotation, molecular function: protein binding.